AUGGGUAUAUGCAAAGCAAGGGGAUCAGAUAAUAACUCGUAUACGAAAUGCACCGACAGUGACAUUUCCAAACUGUGUAGCGUCAAAGAAGCUGACAAAUGUAACAGAAAUAGCCUAAAUAAUGGAAAGAGUGGAGAAUUUGAACCAUAUGAUGCAUUCUAUGCCGCACUUUUCUCUGCAGUUGCUUCCGCAGAUUAUCCCGCGGGCUGUGCAAAUAAGAUUCUUUCAGGCUUCCUUGAUGUUGUCGAGGUGAUAGAGCGGAGAUGUAAUUAUCUCUUUAAAUAUAAAGAGUGUUUUGCAUUUACUGCAGAAUCACAUAGAUUGAAAAAGAUCAUUCUUGCUUACCGAGGAACAGCAAGUCCGCUACAACUUGUUGAUGAAAUUGUUACAACUGCUUUAUUUAAAGUACCUGCUAAAGGUGGUGGAAAUGUUCAGGCGUACUUCAAGAACGCAAACGAUCGAAUUUAUCCAUGCGCUAAGGCAAGUAUAAAAGACUUAGUUAAGAAGUACCCACAUUACCGAGUAGUCGUGACUGGACAUUCUUUAGGUGGUGCUAUUGCAUCUGUUGCAUCAGCGCAGCUAUCAUUUGAUAACGUAAUUGACAAGGAUAAAACAACGCUUUACACUUUUGGAAUGCCGAGAGCUUGA
Molecule: messenger RNA, 648 nt
Organism: Mercenaria mercenaria
Lineage: Eukaryota; Metazoa; Mollusca; Bivalvia; Venerida; Veneridae
Product: lipase ZK262.3-like
Exons: 2
Coding region: 1-648 (215 amino acids)
Biological process (GO): lipid metabolic process
Source: RefSeq, a predicted model, not a curated record